Messenger RNA from Closterium sp. Naga37s-1, 681 nucleotides. The record is from the annotation of a GenBank genome assembly. NCBI's taxonomy places the organism in Eukaryota, Viridiplantae, Streptophyta, Zygnematophyceae, Desmidiales, Closteriaceae.
AUGCUUCCGCUGCUCUACUGCUGUCGCGCGCCCCGGGCGCGCGACCCUAUCUUCCUGCCGCGCGCUCGGAGCGCGCGGCGUUUUUCAUCCCGCCGUGCGCUCGGGGCGUGCGGCGGUUUUCUGCCCGCCGUGCGCCCCGAGGCGCGCGGCGGUUUCCUGGCCGUCGUGGCGCCCCCGGGGACCUGCGCGCUGCCCCCCGUCGUCCUCCUCCCGUCGCCUCGUCGCGGCGCCCUGGGGGCCCGCGCGCCGGCCCCUCCCGUCGCCUCGUCGCGGCGCCUUGGGGGCCCGCGCGUCCCCCCCCUCCCGUCGCCUCGUCGCGGCGCCUUGGGGGCCCGCGCGCCGCCCCCUCCCGUCGCCUCGUCGCGGCGCCUUGGGGGCCCGCGCGCGGCCCCUCUCGUCGCCCGUCGAGCCGCCCUCGGGGGCCCGUGCGCGCCCCCCCCUCCCGUCACCCGCCGUGGCGCCCUCGGGAGGCCCGCGCCCUGCUUCUUCGUGGUGCCCAGGAGACACCCCGCCGCCUCCCUUUCCCUCCGUGAACCGCCCCUGCUGUUUCCCGCGCUCCUGCCUGCGUUAGGGUUUGGGGGUGGCGGGCAUGGGGGUGACCGGUCUUCAGCCGUCGUCUCCCAUCUUCUCUCCCUUCACAAUUCCUCCUCCUCCUCACUUGCCCUCUGUGAUCGCAUCUAG